CUCCGACUCCAUAUAAUAUAAAAUAAUGACUAAUCGACUAUUAAAUUAGUCGUCAACAAUUCUAAUAGUCGAUUAGUCGACUAAUCGUGGCACCAAAAAUUGUUUCCCGUUUUAAACAGACUUCCUGCAUCUGAACUGAAAGCUCAGCCAGGAACAAAGCUGAGACCAAAGCUGGCUCCCUGUAUGGUUGCUAAUGGUAACAGUGUUUUUCAUGCAAUGGAAAUGUAAAGAAGCUUUCAUCGAGCGGCCGGAGGUUUUCAACCAUCGGGCUGAUAACUGCUGACUCUGAUUGCACAGCGUCCGAAUGUAAGCCAUGUGCUCAGCCCAGCGAGAAUCCCAACGCCCAGCUCAGUGUUCAGCCUCGUGCCGCCAGUGAGAGAGAGUCCUCCCCCUCUUUAUCUCCAACCUCCAUCUCUGAAGAUGUCUUCUUUGGUGAUCCCAACGAUGACCAGGACACGUCUUCAGUCGUCAGUGAUUAUGACCUUCCCUGCAUGGAGGGGGGCAGCAGCGUAGAAGACCUGCUGAACCUCAGCUUUUCUCUCAGAGGUUCUGAGUUCUUUAAGGAUCUGGAGGGAGACUCGAGCCCUGCAGCCGACCCGCGGGAGUCCGAGGACGCCGACAGCCCAGCGGUUAACAAACCCUCAGCGAGCUCUUUGACUACAGGCUUCUCACCAGUCAAUGCACCAUCAUUUCCUUCCUUUCAGCAACCUGCUCAAGAACUUCCCUUCAACUUUGUGGUGCCUCACUUCAUUCCUGACAGCAGCCUCACUGCGGCUGCUGCUCACCCAAGCUUAAAAACUGAUGUACCUCUGGAAAUAGAAGAAGCAGGACGGAAAAUAACACAAUUAGAAGAAAGGAAAGACCGACCAGCAAUGGAUUCAGACGGGGAGCUCGACCUGGACAGCUUUCCCAUCCUGGUCAGAUCCAUGUCAACAUCCCGGAGGCACAGCUGGGGUGUCCCUCUGUCACCCAUCAACUCUGGCAGGAGACUCAGUCUGGACACCAUGGCCAUAAACAGCGAUGAAGAAAGAGAGGAUGACGAGGAGCCGAUGCUCUUCCAGUCCACCCAGGAGCAGCCUGACAGCUGCUCGCCGUGUCCUGAAGAGGAGCGCCACGGCUGCAGCCCGGGGACCGCCUGUGUGGCGGGCAGGCAGCUGUAUUCCCGCUCAGACAUCCUCGCCACGGAUGACUCUUCACGCACGGCGCAUAUUUCCCGUGUUGUUCGGGGUUCCAAACAGGCCGCCAGGGCAGCGGGAGUGUCAGAGGAGUGUGACCCUGAAGAAAACCUGCAGUCCAGUGAAGGACAGAGUCACAUAGCGAAACACAGGAGCAACAAAGCAGACAGCAAAGUGUCAGGAAAUGUCACUUGGUAUGAGUUUCUCGAGAAUGAAGAAGAGGAGGACCGUCCGGAGAAGACGGAGAAAGGCACUAAGGUGAAGAGGAAACUCAGCUCCCUGAGGAACCGGAUGGCUGGCUCCUUCAACAAAGAUAAGGGUAAGAACCGAGAAAAGGAGCAUCAGAGAGCGAAGGAGAGGGACAGGGAGGUGAAGGAGAAAGUGCGCAGCAGCAACGGGCAUGUGUUGAUGACGGGCUCCUUCUCCAGUUGUGCCACCUGCUCGCUGUGCAGCAAAACCCUGCAGAAAAAGCAUGGCCUGCAGUGCAUGAAUUGUGCCGUGAACGUUCACAAGAACUGCAAGUCCCUGCUGGGUGAGUGCACCAGCAGCAAGUCCAAGAAAGAUUCUGGUCUAAAAGCUGGUUUGUCAGGAUCUCCUCGACUUGCACUAAGAGACCGGGACAGGGAGAAGGAUCAGGCAGGACCGGGCGCGUCUCAGGCUCUGGAUGGCCACCGCGGUUUUCCCGGUGCCCCAGGCAUGACCGUUGGUCUGUUGGGACCUAGCUCUCAGCUGUCGGCUGUGCAGUUCUCUUGCUCCUCCAGCUCCUCCACCUGCAGCCUCCCGCAGCACGCCAACUCAGGAUCCCUGUCCGGGGAGAUGGAUGAAACCGAUGCUUUCCGCAUCAAACGCUGCAAUGAAGACGUCAUUUCUCUCGCUCCUUCAACCACAGAGUCCAUCUUUGACGAAGAUGCUCACUUUGCAGCGGUGCGCGCCGACUUAGAGCUGGAUGCUCAGGACCUGGAGGCGGAGUCAUGGAGCUCGGCGGUUGACCAGCAGUAUCUAAAGAAGCACUCAAAAGACACCGUUAAGAGGCAGGAUGUCAUUUAUGAGCUGAUGCAGACGGAGAUGCACCAUGUCCGAACACUGAAGAUAAUGCUGCGCGUGUACGUCAGAGAGCUGAGGGAGAACCUCCAGAUGGACUCCAGCAGACUGGACUGUCUGUUCCCACGCUUGGAAAACCUCCUCGACCUUCACGCACGUUUCCUGUCGCGCCUCAAGGAGCGGCGGAGGGAAAACCUCGUGUCUCCUAGCAACAAGAACUACGUGAUUAACAGAGUGGCCGACAUCCUGAUCACACAGUUCUCUGGAGAAGUUGGGGAGAAGAUGAAGGACAGUUAUGGAGACUUCUGCAGUCACCACACUGAAGCAGUCGGCUACUAUAAGGAUCAGCUGCAAAACAACAGACGGUUUCAAAAUACUAUACGGAAAAUCAGCAAUCUGUCCAUCGUGAGACGGUUAGGUGUAACCGAGUGCAUUCUGUUGGUGACGCAGAGGAUUACGAAGUACCCAGUACUGGUGGAGCGCAUUCUACAGUACACUGAAGGGGGUACAGAAGAGCAUGAAGACUUGACUCGAGCUCUGGGUCUUAUCAAAGACGCCAUCGUGCAAGUGGACUCGAUGGUUAACCUUUAUGAAAAAAAUUCUCGACUCCGAGAUAUUCACAACAAGAUAGAGCCAAAGGCGCUGGGGAAAAUCAAGGGGGGGCGGGUGUUCCGCAGGGAGGACCUCGCCGUGGGAAGGCGGCGGCUGCUUCACGAGGGCACGGUCAGCUGGAAAGCCGCCUCCGGGAGACUCAAAGACAUUCUGGCCGUUCUUCUGUCAGAUGUGCUGCUUUUACUGCAAGAAAAGGAUCAGAGAUACGUUUUUGCCACAGUGGACAACAAACCUUCAGUGAUUUCCCUCCAAAAGCUGAUCGUCAGAGAAGUCGCCCAUGAAGAGAAAGCCAUGUUUCUCAUCUGUGCCUCCUCCAACGAGCCGGAGAUGUACGAGAUCCACACAACGUCUAAAGAGGAGCGAAACUCCUGGAUAACGUUCAUCCGACAGGCUGUAGAGAGCUGUCCUCACACAGAGGAGAGGCUGUUCAGUGAGGAGGAGGAAGCUCGAGCUUCCAGGCUGAAGGAGUUUCAAGAGCGGCUGAGCCAGAAGGAUGCCGUGAUCGUCCAGGCUCUGACCGAGAAGCUGCAGCUGUUUGUGGAGAUGUCCGAGUCUGUGUCCGGUCUGGAGGAUUCUGCGUUACGGUCCAGACUGCUGCUCCGAGGAGAUACCUCCGAUCUCCAGCAGGGGGAGGCGUUGCUCAAAGCAGCCAUCACUGAGGUGGAGAACCUGCAGAACCUCCUUCAGUCGGAGAAGAGAGAGGAGGCUCAACCGCCACGUACAGAGGAAGGAGGCGGCUCUGGGCUCCUCCCCAGGCGAGCAGACACCUUUGGAGGUUAUGACAGCAUCUCCUCCAUUCAAAAUGGCAUCGUGAAGAAGAACUCUCCCGGAGAGUCCAGAUGCAGAGACAGGAGCCAGAGAGCCAGCUCCGACCCUCAGCUCAAAGAGAUCUGUGGGAAACACAGCCUGCAGCAGACAGUGGAGGAGAGCCGCGCUUCUCCUGCGAGACGGAGCUGGAUGUGGUCAAAGGCCUUCCCGAAGACAGAACUUAUUGGCAGCGUGUUGAUGCUCUCCCAGAGCCUUUAUAGUCUGCAGGCCAUCAUAUCCCAGCAGGACAGUCACAUCGAGCUCCAGAGGGCCUCCCUGACGGAGCGGGCCUCCAUGCCCAACCGCCACCGAGGAAACGUGCUGCUGGAGCAGGAGAAACAGCGGACGCUGGCCCUGCAGAGAGAGGAGCUCGCCACCCUGCAUAAGCUGCAGUCUCAGCACCGGCAGGAGCAGCAGCGCUGGGAGAAGGAGAGGGAGAGGCACCGGCAGCAGGUGGAGGCCACCGAGGCCCGGCUGCUGCAGAGGGAGGAGGAGUGCAGGCGGCUGGAGGAGCAUCUCGCGAAAGAGAAGGAGGAGCUGGACCGACAGAGGGAGACGUACCAGCAGGAUCUGGAGAGGCUGAGAGAGUCCACCAGAACCGUGGAGAAAGAACGGGAACGUCUGGAGAACCUGAGGAAGACCAAGAGAAAGACGAUUGAGGUGGCUCCUCUGUCCGGCUCUCUGAACGGCGAGCUCCUGUCCAGCCUCUCCAGCUCCUCCAUCGACUCGCAGAUCUCCCACAAGCCCUUGGUGCGCGGCAGCCUGUCGGUCGCUCCCGCCGACUACGCGGAGCGGCCCGAGGUGACAGUGCGGCGGGAGGCCGGCUCCUCUGGCCUCCCCCUGAAGACGGAAGUGCCGCUCCACCUCUUCAGCACCACCAACCAGCUGCACAAAGCGGUCGGCGUGCAGCAGCAGAUCCCCACCAAACUGGCGGCAAUCAACAGCGGCAAAGGAAAAGGUGGCAAGACCGGGAAAGCAACGCAUCGCACAGACAGCUCCUCCUCAGCGGACAUGAAGCAGAUGCUUCCUCUGAAACUAUCUGCCCGGGAGGAGAGCGCGGUGAAGGCCAAGCGCUCCAUCAGCCCCCACCAGCCGCUCGCCACGCAUCACCACACAGAUCCGUCGAUGCCCGCAGACGGCAGCGGCGUGGACCCCCCGCCCGCCUCCUACCCUCCGAACCUGCAGAAGCAUCUCGCACACUCUCAGCCCUCCAUGCACGCCGCCGCCGUGACCUCACAGAGCUCCGGGUCUCUCCAGUUCCAGCCGUCCGUGCAGCUGCAGAACUUCAACCCAAACGCGCCGGGAGCCGCCCCGCUUCCCGGGCUGGGCCACGCCGCCCCCCCACCCUACGCAGUCGCCACAGAGGAGCUGAGCAAGGAGGAUGUCAUCUUCUUUUAAAGUGAAGCACUCGGCCUCCUCAGAGGUGACGCCGUUCGUACUCAAACACUGCCGAUCCAAUAAUACUAAUUUAUUCUCUGAUCAAACCUAAAUGCAUUUGGAAGAAAAUAGAAGCACUUUUAGUGUUUGAGAGAAAAAAAAAUGAAGGUUUCUAAAUGAAGGGGAUGUGACUGAAGCGGAGCAUCAUGGGAGAAUUGUUUUUCUGAAGACGGUCAGCGAAGCGGAGAAAAAAGUGCUGAAUCUGGAACAAGAAUAAAUAUUUCAGCAGAAGGGAUCCAGCUAUGCCUAACGUUUGCACACGGUGACAGACUCCAUCCAGAGGGACGGAGGGAAACAUCCUAAAGCUACAUUUCAUUUGCUUGUUAGAAAAAGGAUGUUUUUUAUUUUGUAUUUUUUUCUAUAACAUUUUCUUAUUCAUGAGUUUGUUCUGUUUUAUUGCUUUUAUAAAUUGUGACCAAAAUCUGCAUAUUUGUCACUGUAGUCGCUGGAGAAAACGAUGAUGAAGAGCUUUGAGUUUGUCUCACCCCCCAGAAAAAAGACUCCAUGAAGCCAUAUAUACAUAAUGAAGUUGUGUUGACGUUACUUUGUGUUCAGGUUCGUCUCAAAUCCACAACAAACAGUCAACAAUUUGACAAAACUAACAGACGAAUGGAUGUUUUUCUUAAAGUUAUCAUCACUGGAUUUCUUAUUUAAUAUAAAAGGUUUUUAAUUUUUAUGCUUCAGAAAAAAAGUCAUUUUUUAAUUUAAAAAUAGGUUAAUUUUUCCAGCUUAAAUGAUGUUUUUGUGUUGGAAAAAAGCUAAAACCAUUAAAGCUUGUUUUAAUGCUGUACAUACUGGAUCUUAACUUCUUAAAAUAUUUUCCACUCGAAUGGACGUGUAAGUGGAGCGGAGAGUUUUAAAGCCACAGCUCUGUGUGUUUAGGCAGAACACUCCAAACCGUAGUUUUGUAAAUGAAGCGACUUGAUGUUUCAGAGCGAGGAGGCGCUCGGCUCGCUCGGCUCGCUCUGAUGAUCUCUGCGCUCUGACAGGAAGGAGAAAAAAACUCUGAUUCAGGGAGUCUCUUCAUAACACGCUGAGCUCAAACUGCAUCCAGGCGGAAGUUUUGCUGGGUAGCAGAACAGGAUGUAACGAUUUAAUUCACACUUUUCUCAAUAAUUCAAUACAAAUAAACGAUAACACAUAAAAUGAUCACAAAUCCUUUAAUACUCGGCUCAUGUUGCAACAUAUUCAGCUUGUAGAGAAAAUAGACGGGAGAGCCAAAGAGAGUUCAUAAAAAAAGAGCAUGGCUCCCGGGAAGGAGUCACUUGGGUGAGCGACAAAUCUCGGAUUUUGCUUGCAUUUGCGUUAAUAAAAUUUAGUAAACUUUUAAAUCCGAAGGAACUGUGAGAGUUUCUCAGGAGGGAAGCGCAGUUACCUGCACACUAACAACUAGCCCGCAUGGAGAAAUGUCAUCAGCUCUGCAUUUCUCAUUUUAGGCCAAUGAAAAUUUUGACGAGUUUGAAUCCGAUUUUUACCGAAGAAUCGUUCCAUCCUUAGUAGCGGAUGUGAGGCGACUCCUCCUUUGAUGACCAUAUCACCAAUGCUGACUGAAGUUGUGGUGGAGACUUUAAGAAUGUCAAUAAUCAAACAUCACAGAUGCUGGAUUUUAAAUGUAAAGUUGUAAGAGCUUCAGUUCUUCUCUGAUCUUCUGGUGGACUGAAAGUCUGUUUGUUCUGUGGUGUCAUUCAGAAAGUCAAACCACUGUGUGCACGAAGGCAAACAUUGCAGUUCCUCUUUCACGGACGCUGGCACCGCUUGUUGGACCUGUUAAAUGUAAAUAAUCCUCAUGAACGAAUUUUAUUUUCUCAGCCAAUUUUUUACACUAGUCACUUUGGAUUGUAGCAUACUUGAACAGGAAAAUGAAUGUUAAUAAUAAUAAUGACUAUUUUUAUUCUUAUUAUUUUCUGUAAACUUUUUAGUUGCCAAGAUGUCGGAUGUAUCAGUAGCGCACAGCUUAACCUGUUUUGUACAACUUUUGUUCACGGCGCCACAUUAGAGAAACGAACUGCUGCCUAAGAAAUAUUUAGUAAUAAAAAAGUCUUCAAAAGA
Messenger RNA from Oryzias melastigma (Indian medaka), 7121 nucleotides. RefSeq names its product rho guanine nucleotide exchange factor 18. Gene Ontology annotation, molecular function: guanyl-nucleotide exchange factor activity. The coding region runs from base 492 to 5033 and encodes 1513 amino acids. The record is from RefSeq and is a predicted model, not a curated record. Lineage: Eukaryota; Metazoa; Chordata; Actinopteri; Beloniformes; Adrianichthyidae. The transcript has 31 exons.